CAAGCCCAAAAAGUUGCAACAGGCGCAGUGACAACAGACUGCCCAUAGAAGAAAGCCCGAAGUCUUGCUCAUCCUCAGAUAAUCACCCAAGAGACCAUGUUGCCUCUCUAACGCGAAGGCAGCUCUACAACAUGGCGUCGCAACAACGUAACAACAGCUUCGGGUCCGCAGGCGAGGUCGACACUGAGGUGGUGUCUGAACUACGAGACCGCCUGACUGAGAUCUCUAUAAAAUGCUCAGAGCGCUGCUUGUACCAGUCAGCGAAAUGGGCAGCCGAACUCCUCAACUCUCUCCCUCAUGAUCAUGACCAUGACGACGAUUCUCAAAUGCACGAUACGAAUAAUGUCCAAUCCUCAUAUCGCAUCUUUUCCACGAGUCACGAAGACCCAGAAGAAGCGACAUUGGAAGCAAGAGAAGCACCAAAAUAUCUCCUUGCGAAAUCAUUCUUUGACACAAAGGAGUUCGACAGAUGCGCUGCCGUCUUUCUCCCACCAGCCAUACCGGCCGGCGGUCUAGCCAUCUUUGACAAGCCCAAAGGGCGUACACCUACAUCAACACCUUCUCGACACAAGGGUAAGACGAAACAGGCAGAGUCCACUGCAGUCGACCCUUUCCCCCGCCUCAGCCAGAAAUCCCUAUUCCUCGCCCUCUAUGCCCGCUAUCUGGCCGGGGAAAAGCGCAAGGACGAAGAAACCGAAAUGGUACUCGGCCCUGCAGACGGAGGCCAGACCGUGAACCGCGAGCUCCCAUCCCUCGCCCGCGGACUAGAAGCUUACUUCCGCACCCGCGACGCCGCAGACCCAACGCUCAAACGCUCUCAGGGCUGGCUCGAGUACCUCUACGGCACUGUCCUGUCCAAGUCACGUCAGGAAAGCCUCGCACAACAAUGGCUCCUGCGUUCAGUCCGCCUCAAUCCCUACCACUGGGGCGCCUGGGAAGAGCUUAUCUCCCUACUCUCAAGCGUCGACGACCUCUCUGCCCAACUUUCCUCCCCAUCCGCUCUCCCUCCGAACAUAAUAAGCAUAAUGUAUCAAGCCGUCGCAUCCGUCGACCUCUUCUCGACAACGGACCAGUCUGCCACACUCUCCUCCCUGCGCACCCUGCUGUCCUACUUCCCGACCUCAACCUUCCUCCUCACCCAGCUCGCCACCCUGCACUACCACGCGAAAGAGUACGAGACCGCGGCCUCCAUCUUCCAGGACCUGCUGGUCACCCACCCACACCGGCUUGACGGUCUCGACCACUACUCCAACAUCCUGUACGUCAUGACGGACCGGCCGCGGCUCGCAUUCCUCGCCCAUCUGGCCACGUCCGUGGACAAAUUCCGGCCCGAAACAUGUUGCGUCGUAGGCAACUACUACAGCCUGUGCAGUCAGCACGAGAAAGCCGUCAUGUACUUCCGGCGCGCGCUGACGCUCGACCGCAACUUCCUCGCAGCCUGGACGCUCAUGGGCCACGAGUACGUCGAGCUCAAGAACACGCACGCGGCGAUUGAGUCGUACCGGCGCGCCGUGGACGUGAACCGCAAGGACUACCGCGCAUGGUACGGCCUUGGUCAGGCGUACGAGAUGCUGGACAUGGGAUUCUACGCUUUGUUCUAUUACCAGCGUGCAGCCGGGCUGAGGCCGUAUGAUCCGAAGAUGUGGCAGGCUGUGGGGUCGUGCUACGCCAAGAUGGACCGGCUGGAACAGGCGAUCAAAGCGCUCAAGAGGGCUCUUGUGGCGGGCACGUAUAUCGACGACUCCGAGGGGAGUUCGCAGCAGAGUAGUUUUGCGGCGCACGCGAAAGGAGGCAAAGGCGCAGUAAAGGCACAGCCGAGGAAGCUACUUGAUCCGGAGACACUUUACCAGAUUGCCCUGCUGUAUGAGCGGAGGGGCGAGGCAAUCGGUGACGCUGAGGCGGCAAAGUACAUGGAACUAUGUGUGGCACAGGAGACGGGCGGAAGUGGGAAGGCUGUCGUGCAGGCGGAGAAGGCCCUGCGAAAGCGAGCAAGAAAGGAUGCAAGAGCCAGUGCGGUCGCGGAGGAGCGCCGCCGUGCGAGAGUGGCUUCAAUGAGGACGGAUGCUGAGCUGGGAGAAAUGCAAGAUGAGCAUGUCGGUGCGGGCGAAGGAGAUGACGAUACAGAUAUCAUGACGUCCGAGGAGGAGCAGGGGGAUGACCACGAAGAAAAUGAGACUCAAGCUGGAGACGGGGAUGGUGAUGAUGAUGGUGAUGGUGAUGGUGACGGCUUUGGAACCGGGACGACGGCGACGACGUCAAAAGCGCGAUUGUGGCUCGCUCGCUGGAGCGUAAAGACCGGUGACCUGGAUCGAGCAGAGAGAUUGGCCGAAGAGCUGUGUAUGGAUGGGUAUGAGGUCGAAGAGGCGAAAGCGCUGGUGAGGGAGCUCAGAGGACGCAGGGAGGCCGUCAUGAGCCGAUAGAGUUAGUGCUAGCUGAUCACCAGUACAGCCUGUACUAGUAAGCGUGGUGAAAGUGAUAGGCAUCGUAUGUUGUCUUUGCCACAGCAAAUGACC
Messenger RNA from Exophiala xenobiotica, 2513 nucleotides. RefSeq lists its product as uncharacterized. NCBI's taxonomy places the organism in Eukaryota, Fungi, Ascomycota, Eurotiomycetes, Chaetothyriales, Herpotrichiellaceae. Gene Ontology annotation, molecular function: protein binding. Gene Ontology annotation, cellular component: anaphase-promoting complex. The record is from RefSeq and is a predicted model, not a curated record. Gene Ontology annotation, biological process: cell division. Bases 132 to 2420 code for a protein of 762 amino acids. The transcript has 2 exons.